AUGGCGUCACUCCUCCCCUUUUUCGGCUGGGCCGUUCUCCCCAAUUAUGCCACUUCCUUCUUGCAAAGCGUCUACUAUGGCCUCACAAUCCGAGCCGGCGAGCCACGGCCCCUCCCACAAACCCCCCGCUUCGAAAGACACCGCCGCCGCAUCUUCCUGGUGGUAAUCGUCAGCUACCUCCUCUACACGCUCUACGAGACCUUCCACCAAGUACAAGUCGCAGGCGACUACUACAAGGUUCUGGGAGUCUCGCCAUUCGCCGAUGAGAGGGUCAUCAAGUCGCGAUUCCGUCGCAUGGCGGCGCAGCAUCAUCCCGAUAAGAUUGGGGCGGACGGACACCUCGCCGGAUCAGAGAUCUACUUUAUGUUUCUGCGGCAGGCGCAGGAGACGCUCACUGACCCGGUGAAGCGGUUUGCGUAUGAUCGGUUUGGGCCGGAUAUGCAGAAAUGGGGCGAGUUGAAGACGAUGCAGGAGUUUGUGCUUGCUUCGUUGACCCGCUCGGUGCUGCCGCAGUAUGCGAUUGGGUUUGUGACAAUGCUUGUGUUGAAUUGGUUGUGGUGGGCGAAUUGGGGCCGUUAUGUAAGUUCCUCAGAUUCAAUCGGUGCUAUGUUGGAGCAAACACAGCUGACCCAACUCGCACAGUGGCGCUUCUACACCUUCGCCGCAAUGCUCACCCUCGAACUAUCCAUCAUGACCCACCCGCAGGCAGUCUUCAUGCCAACCGCCUACCUGCCUUCCGCACUCCGUAGCUUGUUCCCACAAGAGCAAUUCUACCUCCUCCCCUUCCAGAUUCUGACGCUCGCCCGCCGGGCAUCGAUCACACUGCACAUUUUCAUUUCGCAAGCAGCGCCGCCGGGUGUCGGGACCGUGGAAGGGACGGGGGGUAUCUCGCGACAGACAAUGCAGCAGGUUGCGCAGUUAGUGCAGACGUCUCGGCAGACGGACUUUGAGGCGACUAGGAUGCUGCAUCUAGGACAGGCGCCCUUCCGCGGUGAUAAGGAAAGUGUUAGUGCGUUGCGCCGGGGGAUGCAGGAGGGUUUGAUUCUUGGGGGUGUUCGGAGUAGUCCGGGGGUUCAGCAGGCUAUUUCGCAGGUUAUGCAGCGGCGGCAGGCUGAGCAGGAGAGCCAGUAG
Penicillium argentinense is the source of this 1131-nucleotide messenger RNA. RefSeq names its product J domain-containing protein. Gene Ontology annotation, molecular function: protein-folding chaperone binding; misfolded protein binding. The coding region runs from base 1 to 1131 and encodes 376 amino acids. Lineage: Eukaryota; Fungi; Ascomycota; Eurotiomycetes; Eurotiales; Aspergillaceae. The transcript has 2 exons. The record is from RefSeq and is a predicted model, not a curated record. Gene Ontology annotation, cellular component: endoplasmic reticulum.